CAGCGUUUGUCUCGUCCAUUCCAAGAAUUAGAAGGACAAAGCCUGCCCCUUUCUGUUUUCUUGGGGGGAUUGCCGGUCUCGAGCAUCUUCCUCCGUCAUGAACGCUCCGAAGACGCAGGGCUUCCUGGGUUUCUGGGUCCCAAGCCCGUUCCCUGAAAAGAUGUACAGUUACUUGUUGGUGAGGUUGGUCAGGGUUGGUAGUAGUAAGGGCAAAAGAUCAACUGACGGUGACCGCCUUUGAUUAAGAGAGUGGUAUGGUCAAUUCUUCAUGCAGAUAUCAGAAUUGGGAGGCACAAAGAUCUUAAAUAAGAUCUUCCCACCGCAGUUCCCACCGCCUCCUAAGGUGACCAACAUGACGCAUGACCCUUUAGAACAAUGAUCCACAUCUGGUUGUGUGGAUCCCCCGCUUAGAAGCAUCAGCAACAGGCUCCUGGAGUGACCUUUGCUAAGGCGCCUCAAGCGUGUGCUGAACGCCUAUGCCAGUUGCAACCCAGAGAUUGGCUACUGCCAGGGCAUGAAUUAUGUCGCGGGCUUGCUGCUGCUCGUCUCUCACAAUGAGGAAGAGAGCUUCUUUGUCUUCACCCAGUUGAUGGAGCAUGAGGACUUCGGCCUCGCGGGCUUCUAUGUGGGUAAGUCGGGGCUCUCAACGUGGCACCGGUCUUCAACGUGGCGAGGAGAGAGCCAUGGAGAGCCCGGAAGGCUGCCGCUCCUCCGGCGCUACUUGCGUGCCUGCGAGAGCCUAGUGGCUGAUACGCUCCCCGAGCUGCGAGAGCACUUCAUCAAGCAGAGCGUGCAGCCGGCGGUGUACCUCCACCAGUGGUUUCUCACUCUCUUCAUCAACUGCUUCCCCAUUUCGAUGGUCAUGAUCCUUUGGGAUGUGAUUAUGUGCGAGGGCCUUCCCGUGAUCUUGCGCAUCGCCGUGUCCAUCCUGCAGGUACUGAAAGACUCCUUGCUGUCCAUGGAGUUCGAGGACAUCAUCAAAUUUUUCAAGAUGAUGAAGACCUAUCAUGACGAGGAUGGGGAGCUCGGUGCAGUGAAGAUUGGUCAGCUGUUAAUGAAACACACCGAGCAUGUACAUAUUCCCGACGACACCCUGCAGUGCCCGUGGAGAAGCUUUUCGAUGAAGAUUGUUGUGGGUCAUCACUCGUCAUUGCCUGCAAGUCAUGGUUGGCGCUCCCACAGAUGACUUCGAGUUGUUCUUGUUCGAGUAGAUAGAAACAUGUCCUUUUCCUGCAAAAGACCUCCCCGGUCUAUUUACUCCUUAACAGCAGGUGGACACGUGCAGGAUUUAGUAGAACUUCCUCGUCAAAGCUGCAGGGUAGAGUUUCAGCAGAGCAGUUUUUUGAUGCCUGAGUUGUUGGUUGCACAGGGCACCAACCCCACCAAGCCACGUUCUUUUUGAGCUUGUAGGGAUGGUUUUGAGGCACCUUACCACUAUCGCUUUGAGAGUCCUAGAUCGCAUCCAUGACUUCCCUG
Durusdinium trenchii is the source of this 1476-nucleotide messenger RNA. NCBI's taxonomy places the organism in Eukaryota, Dinophyceae, Suessiales, Symbiodiniaceae. The record is from the annotation of a GenBank genome assembly.